AUGAAAAAUAGAAUAGAGAGAUGCAAAAUUAAAGUGCAACAGAAGUGGGGGUUACUUGACGUAAGGGAUUUUAAGCAUUUAAAAACGACUAAAAUAUUUUCAGAAAUUUUCAGAAAUUCCUUACUUGUUACUAAUAAUAAUCUCAAGAAUUUACGUGGUUGCUUACAGUUUUAUAAUGUGUUCAAUUUCUAUUCCUGUACUUCAAAAUUUUACGAUCUUUUAAAGUAUAAGUCAGAUAAUUAUUGGGUUUUAGGCGUGGAAAGGCCUCGAUCGCCUAAAAAUAGUAGCAAUUGUUAUCCAUUUCUAAAUAAUGUAGAUCUGUUGCUAACAGUAAGAAAGAUCAGGCUCGUUCAGCUAAUUGAAACUGACUGUUUCAUGACGUUUAAAUGUGAAACCUUAGUCAUCAUUGGUUUGUAUUGCACAUUGGAUCAGAAUUGA
Molecule: messenger RNA, 438 nt
Organism: Echinococcus granulosus
Lineage: Eukaryota; Metazoa; Platyhelminthes; Cestoda; Cyclophyllidea; Taeniidae
Exons: 2
Coding region: 1-438 (145 amino acids)
Source: RefSeq, a predicted model, not a curated record